UUAUCCAUGCCUACACACUGUAUAGCACCAAGUGGAAGCCUUAAUUUAAAAUAUGGGCUCAGUGGUGCACAUGUAGGAUCAUCAACUCUAAGAAGCAUGCCAGUCUGAUGGGGGCAUCUAUAGGGAGGAAGGAUACACAUGAUGUUGAGAGGAAUCUCUGCAUUUCCUUUUUUUAAGGUUUUUUAAUAUUUAUUUAUUUAUUAUGUAUACAAUAUCCUGUCUGUAUGCCUGAAGGCCAGAAGAGGGCACCAGACCUCUUUACAGAUGGUUGUGAGCCACUGUGUGGUUGCUGGGAAUUGAACUCAGGACCUUUGGAAGAGCAGGCAACGCUCUUAACCACUGAGCCAUCUCUCCAGCCCCCUAUGCAUUUCCAAGUCAUUUAUGUGAUUUUAAAACUGCUCAUUAAAAAUAGACUUCUUUUCAAAAAGGAGACUUUCAUCUCAAUAAAAUCCAUGGUAAGUCUAGAGUAAUGAAGACAUAACCACCAGAGAGAAACUGGAACACUGGGGCAGACCUGCAACCACCCUGACUCAAGACAGUGAUCACCCCUCAGAAGGGAGUGCGUCUGUUUGGAACAUGGUAUAAAGGCAUUUGGAAAACAAGAACUCCAAUUUAUUUCAUUCAAAACAUAUUUAAAGUGAAUAAAUAUAUAUAUGCCAAAAGAAAACAUUCAAAAUAUACACAAUAUUCUUAUGACCUUAAAUUAUGAAAAUUUAAAAGUACUAAACAAAUUUGAAAAUUAUUAACAGAUCAAAUUAAACACAAGAUGUUUUAUUGAUCAAGCCACAAUAUCAAUGAAAUGCAAGGCAUUGAGUGGGAAAUAUUUGAGCAUAUCUAUCCGGAAAAGAGAUUAUCCAGAAUAUACGGGGUAUUUCUUCAGACCAACACGCAAACAAAUAGCAGCCACAUAUCAGAAACAUAUACAAAAUUGUGAAUUAAAUUAUAUCUAUGUAUAAAUUAAAAGAAUACUGAAACACUCAGUUAAAAUUUGGAAAGAAAUGGCAAAUUGAAAUGCACAAACAAAUAAGGACGCUUGGUGGCGCUGCAGGCUAAGAGUCCGAAAUAAUGGCUCUGCAGACGCCCAGGACGCCAUCUCUUUAAGCUAAGAACCAGUUCUUUGGCGGCUGUUUGAAAGAGAAGGUAACAAGAAAGGUUUCUGGGAGAAUUUGGGAAGAAAGGGUCUCUCUAUUCAGAUUUAGAUCAAUAUUUUCACAAACCCUCCUGAGUGGAUUGUAAUUGACCUGAAGAAGCAGCACCCUACGAACUGCAUCUGAACAAUGGAGACAGCUCUAGCAAAAACAGCAGAGAAAAGGCAAGUCGUUUUUCUUACUAUAUUGUUGCUUUUGUGGGAGGCUGAAUGUAAGACAAUAAGAUAUUCCAUGCCAGAAGAAAUGGAGACUGGCUACCUGGUGGCUAACCUGGAAAAAGAUCUGGGGCUCAGGGUGGGGGAACUGGCCACCAGAGGGGCGCAAAUCCAUUACAAAGGAAACAAAGAGCUCUUGCAAAUGGAUGCAGAGACAGGGAAUUUGUUCUUGAAGGAAAAACUGGACCGUGAGGAGCUGUGUGGGGUAACAGAACCCUGUGUGCUGCACUUCCAGCUCAUACUGGAAAACCCUGUGCAGUUCUUCCACACUGACCUACAGCUCACAGACAUAAACGACCAUUCUCCAGAGUUCCCGCACAGGGAAAUGCUCCUAACAAUUCCUGAGAGCGCCCAGCCAGGGACUGUGUUUCCUCUGAAGGCAGCUCAGGACCCUGACAUAGGCAGCAAUGCUGUUCAGAACUACACAGUCAGCCCCAACCUCCACUUCCAUGUCGUUACUCACAGUCGUGCUGAUGGCAGGAAAUACCCAGAGCUGGUGCUGGACAGAGCCCUGGACAGGGAGGAGCAGCCUGAGCUCACUUUAACCCUCACUGCUGUGGAUGGUGGGUCGCCACCCAGGUCUGGGACCACUACAGUUCGCAUUGAAGUCGUGGACAUCAAUGAUAACGCUCCCCAGUUUGUACAGUCGCUCUAUGAGGUUCAAGUCCCUGAGAACAGCCCCCUUGGUGCCUUAGUUGUGGCAGUUUCUGCCAGGGAUUUAGAUGUGGGACCUCAUGGGAGUGUAGCCUACUCUCUGUUUCAAGGUGGUGGGGCCUCUCAGCCAUUUAUUAUAGACGACAUCACAGGAGAAAUUCGUCUGAGGGAAGAGUUGGAUUUCGAGGUUACUAGCCAGUAUAACAUAGAAAUCGCAGCCACGGAUGGAGGAGGCCUUUCGGGGAAAUGCACUGUGGCUGUACAGGUGUUGGAUGUGAAUGACAACGCCCCUGAGCUGACUAUCAGAAAGCUCACAAUCCCUAUCCCAGAAAACUCACCAGAGACUGUAGUUGCUGUUUUCAGUGUUUCUGACGCAGAUUCUGGGGACAACGGAAGGAUGGUGUGUUCUAUUCUGAACGAUUUCCCAUUUCUCUUAAAACCCACUUUCAAGAACUAUUACACUUUAGUGAUAGAGGGAGCACUGGACAGAGAGAGCAGAGCUGAGUACAACAUCACCAUCACAGUCAGCGACAUGGGCACACCCAGGCUCACAACCCAGCACACCAUAACAGUGCAGGUCUCUGACGUCAACGACAAUGCCCCCACCUUCACACAAAGCUCCUACACCCUGUUUGUCCAAGAGAACAACAGUCCCGCCCUGCACAUAGGCACCAUCAGCGCCACAGACUCAGACUCAGGCUCCAAUGCCCACAUCACCUACUCGCUGCUGUCCACCCACGACUCACAGCUGGACCUCUCCUCGCUCAUCUCCAUCAAUGCCGACAACGGGCAGCUGUUCGCGCUCAGGUCGCUGGACUAUGAGACCCUGCAAACUUUCGAGUUCCACGUGGGCGCCACAGACCAAGGCUCUCCCGCGCUCAGCAGCCAGGCGCUGGUGCGCGUGCAGGUGCUGGACGCCAACGACAAUGCACCCUUCGUGCUCUACCCGCUCCAGAACGCCUCUGCACCCUUCACAGAGUUGCUGCCCAGGGCAGCGGAGCCAGGCUACCUGGUCACCAAGGUGGUGGCAGUGGACCGCGACUCUGGCCAGAAUGCCUGGCUGUCAUUCCAGUUGCUCAAGGCCACAGAGCCAGGGCUGUUUAGCGUGUGGGCUCACAAUGGCGAGGUGCGCACCUCCAGGCUGCUGAGUGAGCGCGAUGCACCCAAGCACAGGCUGCUGCUGCAGGUCAAGGACAAUGGCGAUCCUCCGCGGUCUGCCAGUGUCACUCUGCAGGUGCUGGUGGUGGAUGGCUUCUCUCAGCCCUUCCUGCCUCUGCCAGAGGUGGCGCGCGACCCCGCGCAGGAUAAUAAUGACUUGCUCACACUCUAUUUAGUCAUUGCCUUGGCAUCUGUGUCUUCGCUCUUUCUCUUAUCUGUGCUGCUGUUUGUGGGGGUGAGGUUGUGCCGGAGGGCCAGGGCAGACUCUCUGGGUGGAUACUCUGUGCCUGAAGGACCCAUCCCUGGUCACUUGAUGGAUGUCAGUGGUUCAGGAACCUUAUCCCAGAGCUAUCAGUAUGAGGUGUACCUGAAAGGAGGUACAGGAACAAAUGAGUUUAAAUUUCUUAAGCCAUUAUUUCCUAACCUUCAGAGCCAGGCGGCUGCUGAAGAAAGAGAAAAUGCUGAAAGAGAAAAUGCUGUUGUGCGCAAUAGUUUUGGAUUCUAUUAGAGCGAUUAUUUUGAAGUGAUGUUCACCUCGUUUAUCAUGACUAACCCUGAUGUAGAGUACAGAGAGACAUCCCCUUGAGAUAUAGAUUUAAUUUCUCCUUUCAUUUGGAUUUGUCUGUUCAAGUUUCAUACUAUAAGAGAAAGUUUAAUUCUACUUCAUUGUGUUUGUGUAUAUUUCUAUGCCCUACCAAUGCAUGCUGAGCUCCCUUUUCACUCUAUUUUUGCUCUUUUUUAGAACUAGUACUUGCCGUAACAAAUUAGAACUUUUUUGUUAGUGGAGCCUUAUUUUGUUUGGUUAUUUGACAUAGGGUCUUGCUGAUCUGGAAUGGCUUUGUACAGAUUGAUGGAAAGUUCAUGGUGAUCAGACUGCUUCUGUUGCCCUAAGUGUUGGGAUUAUGAGCAUCCAUCAACAGGCUCACCUGUGGUGAAGUUUGCCUUAAUAAAGAUCAAAUAUUGGUUUA
Alexandromys fortis (reed vole) is the source of this 4143-nucleotide messenger RNA. Its product is annotated as protocadherin beta-6-like. The transcript is spliced from 2 exons. Gene Ontology annotation, molecular function: calcium ion binding. Gene Ontology annotation, cellular component: plasma membrane. NCBI's taxonomy places the organism in Eukaryota, Metazoa, Chordata, Mammalia, Rodentia, Cricetidae. Bases 1278 to 3683 code for a protein of 801 amino acids. Gene Ontology annotation, biological process: homophilic cell-cell adhesion. The record is from RefSeq and is a predicted model, not a curated record.